AUGGUCACCACACCAUCCUCACCAGCAUGGAUGAUGGCAAUGAUCGCGGGUGGAUGGAACAAUUUUUCAUCAUCGCCACCAGGGACAUUAUCCCGGCCACAGCUCUACCUUUUCCUGAGUCGUAGAACUGUUCUCGACUUCCGUAGGGCUCUGUCACCUGCCCCGAGGAGAAAAAUAACUUCAUCAGCUCAAUCGGACGCUCAGUCGGGAGAGCUUCAAAACCCGACUGCAGAUGAGGUCCAAGCACUUUGGGGUGAGAUAGAUAUAGUAGAGGAUGCUGAUUCUCGCUUUCCAACCCCCGUUUCUAUCUAUGUUCUAAAGAGCUCGGACCUCGGGCCUCUUCUGCCUUCGAACACUGAGCAACCAAUAAUCAACACUGCUCCAUCCGCAGCUGCUUCUCAACCUUCACCGCCAACUACUUCAUGCCCUUCAACACCAGUUAUAGCUUCACCACCAGCACCCACUGCAUCUCCUCCACCGGCAACAGGCCGUUCGAGAGAGGGUGCUUCUCCUCCCCGGUCUCCUGACCAUGAGAAUUUGGGGCACAAUUACUCACCCCCUUCACCAGAUCCCCUAGGGAGGAGGAGUGCUACUCUUUCGAUUUCGAAGGAGUGCCAUUUGUUGUCCAAGUUGGCUUCAGAGAAAGAUAGGAAGAAAAUACGCUCCCUUUCGGGGGAGUGCUUGUUGAAUAAUGUUAUGCAUAAUGCGGCAGCGGUACCGUACUUGCUUUCUUAUCACUUGUUUUCUAUUUAUCUGCUGUAA
Messenger RNA from Nicotiana tabacum (common tobacco), 762 nucleotides. The record is from RefSeq and is a predicted model, not a curated record. NCBI's taxonomy places the organism in Eukaryota, Viridiplantae, Streptophyta, Magnoliopsida, Solanales, Solanaceae.